AUGUCUGAAUACAUCUCAUCACAAAAUAAAUCUAAUGAUUAUAGUAAAGAAUUGCCAUUCUUUCAUAGAUUUAGUAAAGGAACAUAUAUUAGAGAAAAUAACCAGAUAGAAUUAGUGGAAUUUAACACACAGGGUAAUUUUAUUUCCUACAAGAUAGAUGACUCACUUAAAAUACUAAACUUUAAUGAUUUUAGUAUCAAUAAUUUUAUAACAGUAAAAAUGAAUUGUUAUAAGUUCUUUCAAGAAAAUACUCUUUUACAUUCCUUAAAUAAUGAAAUAUUUUAUUUGAGUGUCUACACUAAUGAUUAUACUGCUAAGUUUGACUGUAAAUCUCCCAUAUCUGCAAUAAGUGUUGAUUCUUACAAUGAUUUAUUUAUGGCUAGUUGUGUCAAUAACUUUAACAUUUUUGAUAUUCGUUAUCAAAACCCUACAUUGAUAUUUAAAGAUUUUUCAGAGGAUUCAAUUGGUUCAAUUAACACAGAUAAAAAGUGUGUUAUCAUGGAUUAUAAUCAACUGAGAAUUUAUGACUUUAGACAACCCAUAAAACCAGUUAUCAAAAAGAAUAUUAAUGUUAACGGAUUGAUUUCAAAUGUUAAAUAUACACCUGAUAACGACAAAAUAAUACUUCAGUCUCAAUUUUUCUAUAAGUGUUUAGAUAUACAGGGUAAUUUACUUAAUACAAUAACUUUUGAGAAUCCUUAUAGCGCCGAUGUUACUCCUUACUCAACAGAGUUGAUAUGCUGUUCAGGUAACUACUUACAUGCUUAUAAAAUAAAGGAUGGUAAUAAAUUAGAUACUAUUGACAUUGGUAGUAAUAAAUAUCAUACAUUAUUGCAUGAUCCAAGUGGAUCAUCUGCAAUUGUAUUAGCUGCAGAUAAUCUAUUAACUUCAUUCAUUUAUUAA
Hepatospora eriocheir is the source of this 903-nucleotide messenger RNA. NCBI's taxonomy places the organism in Eukaryota, Fungi, Microsporidia, Hepatosporidae. The record is from the annotation of a GenBank genome assembly.